This is a messenger RNA of Setaria italica (foxtail millet), 1938 nucleotides long. RefSeq names its product CBS domain-containing protein CBSX6. Lineage: Eukaryota; Viridiplantae; Streptophyta; Magnoliopsida; Poales; Poaceae. The transcript has 2 exons. The coding region runs from base 417 to 1643 and encodes 408 amino acids. The record is from RefSeq and is a predicted model, not a curated record.
AGCUUAAGCACCCCGCAUUAGCUGCCCACCCGCACACUUUGUCAGCCUCUUCUAAUCUCUUCUCUUCCCCUGCGCGGCCACCCCCACCUCCGCGAAGCGCUCGGCCGUGUUUCUCUCGGCUCGUCUCGCUCCCUCCCAUCGUUCGUCGUCCACCAGAGCGCAGCGCUCGUCGGACUCCGCCGCCUGCAAUUCCUCCUGACCCCGGCUUUUAAUGGGCUUUCCCUCCCUCCGACAUGGCCGGCGAUCUCCGCACCCGCGCCGCCGGUGACCGCCCCUCCUCCCCCUCAUCUGCCUCCCUCCUCGCCGCUGCAGGAGGCGGCCCCAGCCCCAGCCUCGGCCCCUCCAGCCUCCUGCUCCACCUGCUCCUCCUCCACUCGCUCUUAUAGCGCCCCACGCCGGCACCUGCGCGCGCCCCCAUGGCCGCCGUCUUCUUCCACCACGUCGUCGGCGACCUCACCUGCGGCAAGCCGGAGGUCUCCGAGCUCCACGACACCGACACGCUCGAGGACGCCGCGCGCGCCAUCGCCUCCAGCCCCGAGGGCGCCGUGCCCGUCUGGCGCCCGCGGGCCGCGCCUGAGGACCCGCCCUCCGGGGUCAGGUUCAUCGGGAUGAUCUCCGCUCUCGACAUCGCCGCGUUCGUCGCCACCGCGGGGGUCGGGGACAGGGCCAUGCGAGCGGUCGUCGGCGAGGUCGUGCAGCCCAACCCCGGGUUGCUCAGGGAGAUCGAUCCGGGUACCAGGUUGAUUGACGCGCUGGAGCUCAUGAGGCACGGAGUGAAGCGCUUCCUUGUUCGCAAGAGUGGGAGCUGGAAAGGCAUUACCAAGAGGUUUUCAGUACUUUAUAAUGGCAAAUGGCUGAAGAAUAUGGAAUCAACAUCUCCAAGCGCAGCGAGCAGCAGCAGGCAGUUGUCCUCGUCUACUGGUUCUGCUUCUGCAGACAAGUUUUGCUGCCUCUCAAGGGAAGAUGUUCUCCGGUUUCUAAUUGGAUGCCUCGGUGCUCUCGCGCCCAUCCCAUUGACUCAGAUAUCUUCCCUUGGAGCCAUCAACCCACACUACAGUUACGUAGAAGCAUCUGCGCCCGCCAUGGAAGCAAUUCAGAAGAUCCCUCAAGACCCAUGCGCCGUUGCCGUAGUGGAGACGACUCCAGAUGGAACCCGUAAGAUACUAGGAGACAUCUCUACUUACAAACUGUGGAAAUGUGACUAUGUUUCAGCAGCAUGGGCUCUGGCAAACCUGUCAGCCGGGCAGUUCGUCAUUGGCGCCGACGAGAACGGGUCAACGCCUAUCUCUGUCCUCCCGGAGCCUCCCAUCAGCCCAUCAUCACCGGUGGAAGAGAUCAGCCCCGGGCGCUCGCCCAGGGCGAAGAAGUUCAGCAGCAGGAGCAUCGGUUUCCAAGCGAACCAGAUGUCGGCAUGGCGGACGCGGAGCUCGUUCCACCGGGGCAGGAGCACGCCGCUGACGUGCAAGAGCACGAGCACCCUCGCCGCGGUCAUGGCGCAGAUGCUGUCCCACCGGGCCACGCACGUCUGGGUGACGGACGCGGAGUCGGAGGAGGACGGCGUCCUUGUCGGCGUGGUGGGCUACACCGAGAUCUUCUAUGCCGCCACCAGAAGCGCCUCCCCGAGCCCGACACCGUCUUCUUGAUGCACCGCACUGUAUUGUACAGUAGACUUGAUCCUGGUGGUCAGCCCCGGUGCACGGCCUCGCACCGAACUGUACACUGUAGUCGUCUGAUCUGUUGGUUUGUCUGGAGAGUUUUUAGAUAUUCUUGGUCUGCGUAGCGCAAGACUUGUGGUAUAUAUUGUUUGCAUUCGAAUAAAGUUUAGGACUUGCCUGGGAGCCUACACCAUUUUGCAUGCUCCCCUGCAGCUGCCAAAUGUACGUAUGGAUGAUACCUUACUCUUUCACAUGUAUAAUUUUUUUUUGAACGGCUUUCACA